AUAAGACAAAGAUGCGUCGAAGCACGGCCUUUCAAAAGUCAAAGAGUACAACAUUACGGCUUAAAAUUUGAUUUCGCGGAUACAAUCAACAUGAAGAAACAUGAUACUUCUUAAUCAUUCCUCAUUCCUCACGUACGAUUUGGUUCAUGUCUCACAACUUAUGAUUAUUUCAAUGCAGGUCACUAUUCACUUUUUUCCGCAUUUUCUCAUGACAGUUAUGGUAUUUGGUAUACACUAUUUUCUAAGACUUUAUAAGGAGUGCCAUUUUUAAAAUGAACAACUUCAAUUGGAAAGGCUACAGUGUUACACUACACAAGUGAUUCUUAGCGACUAGUGAGCAACUCAUUUAUCAAAGUUUCAAGCAACUUUGAUGGCUUCAUAUUUGAUCAUUGUAAUUGCACUCCUAUCAUUCUUUCUGCCAACUAUUAUAGCAAUAAGCUCAAAUAAUGCAGGUGGAAUUGCCAUCUACUGGGGUCAACGUGGAGAUGAGGGAACCUUGGAAGAAACUUGUGCUUCUGGGAACUAUGCAUUUGUGAACAUAGCUUUCCUAUCUGCAUUUGGGAACGGCACAAAUCCAGUUUUGAAUCUUGCUGGCCAUUGUGACGCCCACACCGGUCAAUGCACUGUUUUGAGUUCUGAUAUCAAGUCAUGUCAAGCCAAGAACAUCAAGGUCAUGCUUUCCAUUGGAGGAGCUACCUUCCAAAACUACACACUCACUUCAAGCGUGGAUGCAGGCCAGGUAGCAGCAUACUUGUGGAACAACUUCUUGGGUGGACAAUCUUCUUUGCGGCCGCUAGGGGAUGCUGUCCUGGAUGGAAUUGAUUUCGUUAUUGAGGGUGGGCAAUACCAUUACUGGGACGAUCUUGCCAAAAACCUCUCCAGUUACAACAACCAAAGCAAGAAAGUGUACCUAACUGCUGCACCACAAUGUCCUUUCCCUGAUACUUGUCUUGGAACUGCUCUCAGCACUGGCCUAUUUGACUAUGUUUGGGUUCAAUUCUAUAACAACCAUCAAUGUGAGUACAAUAAAGGAAAUAUAACUGGUCUUCAAGAUUAUUGGGGAAUUUGGACUUCAAAUAUCCAUGCAGAUAUGAUUUUCUUAGGGCUACCUGCUGCAAUUAAUGCUUCUAUUACCGGCUUUAUCCCUCCGGCAAAUCUAACUUCAGAAGUUCUUCCAAUAGUCAAGAAUUCAACUAAAUAUGGAGGAGUUAUGCUGUGGUCCAGAUAUUGGGAUAAACUCACAAACUACAGCUCUUUCAUCAAAAGUUAUGUUUGAUGCGUGAGCUCUGUGUGAACAUGUUCAAUUUCACAGAUAUGAUUAAUACUUUUUACCUGCAU
Arachis ipaensis is the source of this 1338-nucleotide messenger RNA. RefSeq names its product hevamine-A-like. Gene Ontology annotation, cellular component: extracellular region. Gene Ontology annotation, biological process: carbohydrate metabolic process. The record is from RefSeq and is a predicted model, not a curated record. Gene Ontology annotation, molecular function: chitinase activity. NCBI's taxonomy places the organism in Eukaryota, Viridiplantae, Streptophyta, Magnoliopsida, Fabales, Fabaceae.